Messenger RNA from Rhodofomes roseus, 1910 nucleotides. RefSeq lists its product as uncharacterized. The coding region runs from base 183 to 1451 and encodes 422 amino acids. The transcript has 5 exons. NCBI's taxonomy places the organism in Eukaryota, Fungi, Basidiomycota, Agaricomycetes, Polyporales, Fomitopsidaceae. The record is from RefSeq and is a predicted model, not a curated record.
GCGCGCCGCGACCUUCGCGACGACCGCGACACGCCUGAAACAUCUUGCCGAAUUGAUGCCGUAUGAUCUCAUCCUCUCGCUUAUGGUUAGGUUAGAGAGCAUUACGACGACCGAACGACGACCACAUCGGAGGCCUGAAAUGCUUUCCCCCGCACCCGCAUCUGACAUUCACCUAUGCUUCCAUGUCUUCUGACUCUACGUUUCUUCUAGCAACUCUCUUGCUGAUGUACACAGCGAUGGAGGAAGACGAUAUGCUUGACUAUACUUCUGACGAAGAACGCUUCAGUGAAGACGAUUGGGUAGAAGAGCCGUCCACCUCGUCGGCUCGCAAACGAUCGCAUGACGAUGUGGAGGCUGAUCAAGACGCAUACGACGAUGACGAGGACGACGAUGGUGGCGACGUCGACGUUGAAGAAGAGUUGGACCAUCCAGCAUCGAAACGCCAGAGGGUAGAUGACGACGCACUGGUCCCCGGUGUGAUCACCAAGACUGGGGAGGAGAUACGGGCACGCGCCUUGCAGCCCAUGGUAGAAAAUCAGCGACGUGACAACGGCGCGCAGAGCGGUCCAUCUUCGGAGACAGGUGGACGAAGAACCCGCCAGCCUUCGCCUUCACCAGGUCGCCCCGACCCCUAUGAUGCGACACUUCCACCUCCCUGCGACACCUGGAUCCAGCUGCGCCUCCAGCUCUUUCGCUUUAAGGGUGUCUAUCGCAUCGUCCGAUUUCCGCUGAACUACACCUUCGCGACGUUGUACAGGUUCCUGAUGUACAGCUUCGGAUGGUCCGGCGAGCACCUGCACGAAUUCAACGUCUUCAGCCACGUCGAGAUGUACAAGACACGCCCCGGUGAGAUCAAGAAGGUUGUACGGCCGGUCCCAGAACGGCCGGAGGCCAACGACCCUGAAGCAUUCUGGCAGUGGUCUCUUGCGCUCCGGGCGCAGAGUGAUCCUAUCAUGCGGAUUAUCCCGUGGUCGGCCCGUACAGAGCGUGCUCGGGGCUUUGACGUAGAGGAGCUCACGCAGGUCCUGGAGAGCCACGCCGUCAGCAUUGGUGACAUCUGGAACCAGAGGAUGAGGGAUAACGCUAGCAAGGGCGAGUGUCGCAACGAUGAGAUUGCUAUUAAAUUCGUCUAUGACUUUGGAGAUGAAUGGGAGGUGCAUAUCUCGAUUGAUCGCACCAAGGACGGCCAUUACAGGUUUCAAGGUGAGCCGCGAGAUUACCCAGAGGUCAUGGUCGCCAAAGGAGCCCCCCCCAUUGAGCAUGCGAGACAUGACGUCCCUGGAGACAUCGCUCACAAGAAGAAAGUAUCCCCUCUUCUGUUCAAGCCGGAUACCUUCGCGCGAUACGUUGCCGGGGAGGUGGGAUCAGUGUCACGCACAACCGAGUUGGCGAUAUACAACAUCGAAGAGGAGCGGGCGCGCCACGCUGCAGCCAGGCAGGCGGAAUCCUGAAAACCACCUAUAUCCCGCAGUGGGCAGCAUGAGUCGAUUCCAGAUCCUGACCGGAUGAAAGGAAGUCUAACUCAGCCUUCUUGCUUUCCACUUCGUCGCUUUCAGCCGUUCGGAAUACUGUUCACAUAAUUCAUUCUUAGUCGAGGAUGGCUGCCUAUUGAAACCCAUCCUGAUCAUCUAGUAGCCUUUCUAGCAUACUUACAUGCAUCAUCCACUAUUAAAUCUCCCAGACUCAUUUUUAAAUGAUGGUACGGUACCUUCGUAUAAAGGAGUUCGUUUAGAGUUGGAUUCUCAACCAUUACAUGUGUUCAGCCAUUACAUACAUGAUGUCCGGUCCUUGCCAGGAGUUGACUUUUGUUACAAACGUUGACAGGUUUGUAAGCAAAGAUGGGUGGCUAUUCCACUGGCAUCGGCGAAGGCUGAGUACUGGGUAGUAAGUUGUCGAGAGCACAAUAGCGC